AUGAACUCACUGGAAAGGAAGCUCAAGUUGCUCAAUUACAAGCCCGUAGAUAUAGGAAAGGACGAGUUCUAUUAUAUGAUACUAAAAUUGGAAGAAGAGAAAAUACGUCUGUAUAAACCAAAGGAGAGAGAAAAAAUUAACUACACCAAGGAAAAGAACUACAUCGAGCAUAUUUUGAAGUAUCUAAAAAAACUUAACAUCAAUGUGCGCAAUGUUAACAAAACGAAUAUACACGAGGUGGGUGUCAGAACCUACAUCCUGAACAGCCUGGCCACGCUGGCUUUGAUUGAUGAGUAUAAGGACCUGGUGGGCUACGACCAGAGUUGCGGAGAACAGUGUGAUAACCGUAAUUAUGAGAAUGGGAAGGAUGCAUUAAACGGUGGGACUGCUCAUCACGCUGGUCAACACAGGGCGGAUGACAGCGCCAACCUGCAGAACCAAUACAUAGUCGCAAACUUUUUCGAAUUGAAUUACCUGAACCAAGCGGAACUGGAAGAGCAGCGGAAACGAAGAGAUAACCUCCGAGUGCUGAACGAACAGAUUAACGAAAUAUUUAAAAAGUGUGACAUCCCUUUACUCGUGUGUAACGACCAGGACGGUGACAAGUGGAUGUACCUCAUCCAAUCGGCACUGCAUGCAAUUAAGGAGAAAUUAAAAAAAAAAACAAAAACCAAUAAUCCACAUUACGAAAGCUUAUUCAAUUUUAACAUAAGCUUCACCAACAGCAAUUUGAAGGACUUUGCUUACAUCACGAGGUAUUUGCUUAACAGUGUACUCAAGGAGAGAGAGACCCACCUAAAGGGGGUGCUUAACGACAUCCAAAUGUUAACGUACAACCCUGUUAUAGAUAUACGACAGGGAAAAGUGGGCAGGUGA
Molecule: messenger RNA, 876 nt
Organism: Plasmodium knowlesi strain H
Lineage: Eukaryota; Apicomplexa; Aconoidasida; Haemosporida; Plasmodiidae
Product: RNA transcription, translation and transport factor protein, putative
Exons: 1
Coding region: 1-876 (291 amino acids)
Source: RefSeq, a predicted model, not a curated record